GACGUCUGGUCGCAACGCACGUACAAUCUCUGCGCGUGACAUCAGCACGGGGUGAGGCCGGUUUGAACGAGCCCGAGAGAAAAUGGCUGUUAAUGUUCAUUCAACAUCUGUGACCAGUGACAACCUGAGCCGCCAUGAUAUGCUGGCAUGGAUCAACGAGUCCUUGCAGCUAAACUUAACUAAAAUCGAGCAACUUUGUUCAGGUAGUAUGUACUGUCAGUUCAUGGACAUGCUUUUCCCUGGAGCAGUCGUGCUCAAAAAAGUCAAAUUUCAAGCUAAAUUGGAACAUGAAUACAUUCACAACUUUAAGGUUCUGCAAGCAAGCUUCAAAAAAAUGGGUGUGGAUAAGAUAAUUCCUGUCGAUAAACUGGUAAAAGGGAAGUUCCAGGACAAUUUUGAAUUUGUGCAAUGGUUCAAAAAAUUCUUCGAUGCAAAUUAUGAUGGAAAAGACUAUGACCCCGUUGCAGCUCGUCAGGGACAGGAGACGGCCCCAGCUCCAGUGCUGUCUGCUCCAGUCCUGAACAAGCCUAAGAAACCUUUAGGCUCUGGAAACACAGAUGAUAGUUUUGCUGGAGGAUCUGAAGGAAAAGCUUCAAGAACAGACCCAACACCAGGUUUAAAGAAAAUGGCAAAAAUUGCUCCCCAAAGGACAGUGCCUGUUCAGAGAACUGCAGUAAGUAACAAGCCAGCCCAAGGUAUUGGCAAGAAGCCCGCAACUGUAGGGAAUGGAGAGGAUGAAUCUGCAGAACUCAUUCAGCAGAUAAAUGUGCUGAAAAUUACUGUUGAGGAUCUAGAAAAGGAAAGAGACUUUUACUUUGGCAAAUUGAGAAAUAUUGAGCUAAUUUGUCAGGAGAAUGAAGGUGAAAGUGACCCCGUUUUACAGAGGAUUAUAGAGAUUCUAUACGCUACUGAUGAUGGUUUUGUCAUACCUGAUGAAGGAGCACCCCCUGAAGACCAAGAAGAAUAUUAACCACAUGCACACCUAUAUCGCAGUCAUUUAUUGUCCAAAUCAUGUGCUUAACGUUAAAUAACCCCAUUUAUUCUCAGAGGGCUGUUUCUCUGCACCUAGGGGGCAACACCUUUUCUUUUGAACGUGCACUUUGCCAAAGUUUCACUCAUUUUGCAGGGCUUAGGUAUUGGACAUAUGGGUUUGUGGCAAAAAAGUGUGUGUAAUGGGCUGAUGAAGGUUCAGUUACUGGUGGGACUGUUUGUUGUACAGUAUACAUACCAAUGCCUUAAGGGGUUUCUAAAUGCUUUUCUAAGUCCUACAGUAAAUGUGUGUCUCUGCAGUAAUGCUUAUUCCUGACUGAGCAGCUUUCUUACAGUGUAUAGUGCUUGUGAGUACUUUCAUGUUGGACGAUCUGAUUCUUGUGCUGUAAGCCUCUGCUCUGUCUGCAGAAGAAAUUAAGAUUGUGCCCUCCCUGGCAGCCUGGGGAUUCAAGAUUAACAUGUACCUGUACAAAAAUGAGAUGAAAUUUGAGUGGCAAACCUCUGAGUUUUCAGCAUUUCUCUCUUCACCUUCUUCCUUUGUUUUAACAUUGUGAGACUUUGUAUUUAUGUUCCUCUUGCUCCUUCUUUUUAAGUAUCUGCUGUCUUUCCCACCCCAUAUUGCCAGGCUUCACCUCUGGAACAGGAACACUGCUGUUUUUACAAUAAAUUGGGAUUUGGUGAUGCCAUAACAAGUGGGAAUUGCUUUAUUACACACUUCCUGUGCUUCCGUAGUCAGCCACUUGCUGUCCUUUCUAGUCCACUUCUGCCCUUUUUACGCUAUUCUUCUCUUUUUAUUUGGUUUCACUUGGUUUUUCUACUUUAAAUAAUUUCUAAAUAAAACUUCUGCAUUUCAAGAGUU
Xenopus laevis (African clawed frog) is the source of this 1849-nucleotide messenger RNA. RefSeq names its product microtubule associated protein RP/EB family member 1 S homeolog (gene mapre1.S). The record is from RefSeq and is marked provisional. Lineage: Eukaryota; Metazoa; Chordata; Amphibia; Anura; Pipidae. Gene Ontology annotation, cellular component: spindle pole; centrosome; plasma membrane. Gene Ontology annotation, molecular function: microtubule plus-end binding; microtubule binding.